UGAAAACUCGCUCUCGCCUCGCCCCGGUCCACGGCCUUCGGCGCCGUCGCCGACCGUCGGCGCCGACGCCGACCGUCGGCGCCGACCCGACCAGACCUCCGGCCCCGACCACCGGUCCCCGGCGUUGACUGCCGUCGCCGGCCGAACGGCUUUCUCUCUCUCCCUAUCCUCUCUCUCUCGCCUCGGUCCCCGGCCUCGUCGCCGUUGCCGACCUUCGGCGCCGACCCGAUUCGACCUCCGGCCCCGACCACCGAUCAACGGCGCCGACCCCCGUCGCCGACCGCCUGUUCCAGUCCCUCCCCCCGCUGGUCACCCCCCCUUCUCUGUCCAUACCCCCCACCCCCCUCCUCUAGCGCCGGUACAACAGCCCAACAGUCGAAGCUCGGUCUUCAACCGCAACUCCGUCGGCACCCGCCGCUCGGUCGCCAGCAGCCGCAGAUCCGUCUCAGCAGCGAAAUCCCCCGGUAGCAGGUCGACGCGGGGCUUGGUUACCGGCUCGGUCUACAAGCGAAACCCA
Capsicum annuum is the source of this 517-nucleotide messenger RNA. Its product is annotated as atherin-like. NCBI's taxonomy places the organism in Eukaryota, Viridiplantae, Streptophyta, Magnoliopsida, Solanales, Solanaceae. The transcript has a single exon. The record is from RefSeq and is a predicted model, not a curated record. The annotation marks the transcript as partial.